GCUCAUCUGUUUACUGCAUCCUCGACUGAGUACCUACUCUGGACUGGUGUACGCAUAUCCUUUCCUCGAAGCCGUUGGGUGACUAGGUCUAUCUAUUUACCAUUCGACUACUUUGCUUCAAGUACUAUACUGUGGUACACUACCUCCCAGCUACACAGUCCUGUCCACACGAGACCACGAUACACCAGAAUAAUAUACCCUCGAAAACGAGAUCUAAUUCAUAAUCUCACCACCCGAAACCCGAUUACGACGACAAUCACCACCUAAACAACCACCACCUAAACAACGACAACAACAAUCCACCGCAAAACCCCCCGCAACACAAAGUCCUCCAAAAUGUCAUCAAUCGACCUCUACAACCCCCUCCCCCUCCACCUCUCCCCAACCUCCAAAGCCAUCACCCUCAGCCAACCGCUUCCCACGGGCUCACCAUCCGGCUCCUCAACCGCCGCCCUGGAAUCCGAACUCGCCGCCCUCAACACCCUCCACCGACUCCUCCUCGAAACCCCCAACCAAAUCCCGCCCCCGCCCCUGCCCAUCAACCCGAAACGCAGCGCGCAGAUCGCCAAACUCCGCGACAGCGCCAACGCCGCCUACCGGAAAAACGGGUUCGCGGAUGCCGCGCGUCUGUACGGGUACGCGAUCGACAUGGCGCUCGGCCGGCCGGGGUGGGAGCCCGUGACGCUGGCUCGGGAUGAGCUGGCGGGACUGUAUGCGAACCGCGCGCAGGCAUGGAUGAGUCAGCGGUUGUGGGCGGAGGGGUUGGUGGAUGCGCGGUGUAGUGUUGAAAGUAAGCCGGUGGGGAAUGUGAAGGCUUGGUGGCGGGGGGGCAAGUGUUUGGUGGAGAUGGGGAGGUGGGAGGAGGCCAGGCGGUUGGUCGAGAGGGGGUUGGAGAUUGAGGGGAGGGAGAGUGAGGGGGGAAGG
Molecule: messenger RNA, 924 nt
Organism: Aspergillus saccharolyticus JOP 1030-1
Lineage: Eukaryota; Fungi; Ascomycota; Eurotiomycetes; Eurotiales; Aspergillaceae
Exons: 2
Molecular function (GO): protein binding
Source: RefSeq, a predicted model, not a curated record